AAGAGGAAGAGGCGUAGAAGAAGAUUGUAACGUAGAAAAAACAAGGGCUACAGUAGUAUCGUCGCGUCAGAUGAUUAGCUACUAGUAAAACACUGUAAAACGACUGACAGUCCACCUCUGUUUUCAGCAUUACAAAACGGUGUACGUUGUCAGCAAUGUAUAUUUGUCCGUUGUUUACACGUUGAAGCCUCUCUCGCAGCGCUGAUAAUGCUGAAAAUGAAGCUACCGAUGAAAACGGGCGAGGAAGGAGGCGACGAAACGGCCGAGGACGGUUCAUUGGAUCGGUCGGAGCACCAACAUAUUCCCCGGGUGGUACCUCCUCCUUCAGUGUUCGGCGGACUGGCUGACUCGCCCACACCUAGUGUGUGUCCAUCCCAGCUGGACAAGGAGACUGUUUUCGAGUGGUUUGGCCUACAUCUAAACCCCGCUAAGCGAAUUGAGUUCAUGUGCGGGCUGUUACAUAUGUGCCAGCCACUGGAGCUCCGCUUUUUAGGAUCUUACUUAGAGGAUCUCGCUAGGAAAGAUUACCAUGUUUUAAGAGACUUUGAGUUUCGGGCAAAUAGUCCGAGUGAUUUGGGAGUUUUAACGGACGUCAUUGAUCCAGUGGUUCGGUCCAAACUCCUGGUCUGCCUGUCCCUCCUCGGGUCUGAAAGCAGGGAAUGUGCUGGAAUACUCUUUCGGAUACUGAGCCAUGUAGACCCGGCCUUGUUCUACAAAAAAUAUGAUUACACCCUUCCUCCAUUCAUGGACCCUGACCACCACUCAUUUCACCCACCAUGCCCUGACAAUGUGUACGGCGGGUCUGAGCAGACCUGCGGCUUCUCCUCUGACGAAACAGCGGCCGGACCUCUGGAGCAGUUGUCGCUGCUUUUUGCCAUGGCCUCUCUCCACCCAGCUUUCCAUUUCCACCAACGGGAGAUGGUCCGGGGGCAGCUUGACAAAAUAGAACUUGCCAUAAAGGAGGAGAGACGUCAGAGUCAGCUUAGAAUAAACGCCCAGAUAACGGAGCUGACGGGUCAGGAGACAGAUUACCUGCCUUCCCCAGCACUGGAUUUGGGGGAAUGUACAGCCUCCCAUUCUCCCUGCCAGAGCCGCCGCUCCAGCCGCUGGGCAACACAAAGAGAAGCAGUGCAUAUAGAGGGAAUCGUGCUCAGGGGCAUCUCUCGGACCAGGAUGGACAAGGAAUACAACUUUGAGGUGAAAUGGUCAGACUCUUCUUCUAGUAGUGUGACCAAAACCCAUCUGGAACUGGAGAAUUUCCUUCUUAAGCUUCCUAAGGAUCAGUGUACUGAGUCUUUUGAGAAGAGCAUCUUGAGGCUUCUGAACCAGGGCGACCGUAAUGAGAGCAGGGAGGUGGAGAAGAACCUUAGGGAAAGGUUCCUGUCUGCUCCUCCAGUCUUCAGACAGACCAGAAAGGUCUGCAGCUUCUUCAAUUGUGACUCCAGUUACUCUACAAAACCUACUUGCUGCAGAUGUAACUGCCAGCUGGGUAAGGCCUACCAAGGAGACUGUUCUGAUGCCUCCAGUCAGGAGGAAGAGUCGUAUGCUCAAGGACACAAGAAGAAACACGGGACCAAGAGUCCAUGUCAAGGUCACUCUAGUGCGAAGGGCUCCCACGGAGAUAGUCGGAGAGGGGGCCACGUUGCAGAGCUCAAUGGUCCAGCAGAGAGGAGGAAGAGCUGUACACUGAGGGGCAGCCAGGAGGGGGAACAGCACCAGGACACUGAGAAGAGAAGCCAUCCAGUCACUAAAACAAAGAACAGGGGCCUGCCCACAGACAGGGACAAGGGGAAGGGUGCUGCCUUUAUAGCCAACGGUAGGUUGGUAGCAGCUCUGUCGCCUCAGAGGAAGAAUGGAGGUUUUGGUCCAGAUACCUUUGGUGACACAUCAUCAGAAAGCUACAGCUCUCCAUCCAGCCCUCAACACAGAGGACAAGAGAGCCUGGAUAGUGAGGACGACCACAACAAAGAUACAGACAGCCACUCCGAUGACUCCAGCAAAGGCCCGGGGCCCGACAUGUUCUUCACCCACCAGACUGAUCGAACUGUCCACCCUCUGUCUGCCAACAACCACCCGGGCCAGACGGAGCCACUCUUCUUAGAGACCAGCACAAACCCCCCCCCUCUCUCCUUCAUGCAAGAUGUGUGUUAUGUGCUCCCUAACGGUGCUGCUGACUCUCCACUUCCACUGGUCCCUCCUCCCAGCCAAAGCAUCGUCCCCGAUAGGAAGCCCUCCUCUGGGUCCCUGAUGAUGCAGAGGCCCCUAGUGCCUCCAGCUGUCCCAGGCCCUGGAAUUGUGGGAGACCCAGAAAAGAUGGACAUGCUCCCAACCUUUGGGAUCCCACCUAUUGGCCUCCACGCUUCAGGAAGUCCUACUGUGCAGCCUCUCGUUCAGAGGUUCAAAACGGCUUUGCCUCACAGUCAAGGUGGCACCGAUGGAGCUUCAGGGAGUGGUUCUAGUCCUGCUGCCCUGCAGGCUUCACACCAGGCUCCUGUCAGAGCCAUCGGUGUCAUGUCUCCUGGCCCCACAUCCUACUCCUCUCCUCUUCAUCAGUCUCUGACCUGCCAAGACUCGGCCGGUGUGAGUUCGGGCCUGGCCUCAGCUCUGCCACAUGCAGAGACUUCACAUGCCAAGCACCCCGGCUUAACCUUACCAUCUGGACUGCCUUCUCCCUACACCCUGCCCCCUGGCCCUACCUCUGCCAUGCCUACUGUAGGAGCACCUACAGCCUCUGGAAUAGCUCCAUCUCCUGGACAUGUACAAUCAGCUGUUCCUCUAGCCGUGCCCACCCACACCCCUGGACCUGCCCCCAGCCCCAGCCCAGCACUCAGCACGGCCCACAGCGACUGUACAUCCUACAGCAACAGCAGUGCUUCCUGUGGAAGUGCCCCUGUUGCCCCUGGCAACCCUAUUACUCUCCAGCAAACCCAGCAGCAACAAUUGCCCCCCCAGCAGCCGACGCCACCACAACCACAGCAGCAGCAGCAGCCUAUGGGCUGUGGGACCUGUGGUUGUCACAACAACUGCGGUGGCCGAGGCAGCAACAGCAACAACAACAAUGUGGGGGGGGUCCCUGGCUGCCAAGCCCCCUUAUUCUUCUCCCACCAGAUGGCGGCGGCGGCAGCAGCACGCCAGGUGUUCAGCGUCCCACCCCCUCUCUUCCAGCUCACAAGCCUGUGCAGUAACCGUUACCUCACCCAGGCCCAGCCUCCUCACCAGGCCAACGGUGCUACCCCCCCCCCCUUCUUCCCCACUGCUCCACCUCCUGCACACCCAUCCCCCUACGGCCCCCUCCACACCCACUCUCACAGCCACGCAGACGUGCCAUCACAUAUGCUGGGCACCCAGGCGGCUGCGGUAGCCGCCGCCGCAGCCGCAAACUACAACCUCCAGCAGCAGAUGGCGCCCGCGGCGUCGUUCUGCCAGCGUGUCUACCAGCAUAUGUAUGCUAACCCCAUGGGCCUGCUGCCUGCUGCUGCACUGGGGGGGGGCGGGGUCAAUAAGAAGAGCGGCAACGUGUCCUGUUAUAACUGUGGUGUGAACGGCCACUACGCUCACGACUGCAACCAACCCUCCAUAGACUCCACGCAGCAAGGUGGCUUCCGGUUAAAGUACGCAGCCUCCCACAUUUCAGAAGCACUUGACAAUGCCGACUGAAGAAGAAGAAGGAGAAGAAGAAGAAAGGAGGAAGAGGAGUCUCUGGUUUCUUCCUCUGGUCUCGCCUGUUCUCCCCCAGGCACCGUGUGUGAGCAGUGCCCUGGAGCUUUGCUGUACUUCACACCCCACCCCACAUUCUCCUAAAGAAAGUGACAUGCCAAGGGCUCCGCUCCGUGGACAAAGCCCGGCUACUUGUGCCUGAGAAAAUCUUGUUCCCAUGGAGAUGAUUCACUGUCUCGUGCACGCCACCGGUCCACGUGACUCCCGGUCCCUUCCUUUUUAGUUUGUCUUUGAUAUUUUUGCACUGAGGGUUGGAAACGGUUAACUUAUUACUUAAUUAUUUGGAAUUUUGAGGAUUUUGUUUUGUGUGUUUUUACGUUAAGUUGGAGAAAAAGGUUCUUAUAAACUUAUUUCUAAAGCAGCGCAUUUCUGCUUUCUCCUCAAUAUUACUGUUCACCUAGGAUUUUAUUUGUCGGGCAAAAUUGUACAGCAGUUUUAAAAAAAAAAAUCGGAAAAGGAAUGUCGGCAAGAUGGAUUAUAUUGUUUGUUUUCAUUUUCAACUUUGCUGUACGGUUUUUGAAUGUGUUCACCUUCUCAUUCAGAGCAGCAGUGUGUAGGAUUUAGUGGCAUCUAGCACUGAAGUUGCAGAUGGCAACAAAAGGAACCUCCUUUCCUCACCCCUCCCUUUCCUCACCUCUCCCUUUCCUCACCCCUCACUUUCCUCACUCCCUCCCUUUCCUCACCCCUCCCGUUCCAAGUGGGUAGCAGCACCCACGGUGGCCUUCGUUUAACGGGAGAGAGCAUGACAGACCCUUUCUAGAGCCAGCGUUUCUCCGUUCUGGGUUACUGUAGAAACAUGGCCCCCAUAUAUAGAUAUGAAGGAAUCAUUCUAAGCUAACAAGAACAUUGGUAGUUACUUUCAGGUGAUUAAUUUACCAAUGUAAACCUCAUUAUGAAUAUUAUAUUCCAUUUCUCCCAAUGCAUCCCCUUAAAUCCUCCACACUGGCCCUGUAAGAACCUGACAGUAUCACAGUGUAUGUCUGUAGUGCAUUUUUGCUGCUUGAUAUACGUUAUGGUUGGAAGAUAAUUUCUGCUUUUAUGAAGUGUUUUUUUUAAUUAUUAUUUUCAUUUUUAAAAUGGUUUUAUUUGGUGAAAUGCACUAUAGCAAAGCAGGAACGCAAGGGCACUGAAACAGUCGGCACCACAUCCAAGCAGAUGUAGCCUGGCGAUUUAUUCCUUUUUACUCUCACAAAAAUUAACAUGAAACCGUUAAUAAUCAGCACAGACAGCAUUUGGACUGUUUUUAGUGUAGUUUUAAUAUUUCAGGUGUGAAAACGAUUUCUAAGAGAGAGGGAUUCCUGUGUUCUUUAUCAAACUCCACAUACUUUAGACCAACAACAGAAGAGAAGACCAGUCGGACCACGUCUCUCUCAGAGACCUUUUUAUUUGGUCACGAGCUGUUUUAAAUGUAGGACGAUGAAGUAGAGGAGUGUCAGCUGUCAAGGUACGAUUCUGCAGAGGGUGGAGCCAAACUACGUAUCGAUUGAGUCAUCGAGACUUCUAUAGAAAAACUAAAAAAAAAAA
Molecule: messenger RNA, 5241 nt
Organism: Perca flavescens (yellow perch)
Lineage: Eukaryota; Metazoa; Chordata; Actinopteri; Perciformes; Percidae
Gene: zcchc2
Product: zinc finger, CCHC domain containing 2
Exons: 14
Coding region: 208-3657 (1149 amino acids)
Molecular function (GO): nucleic acid binding; zinc ion binding
Source: RefSeq, a predicted model, not a curated record